Triplophysa dalaica is the source of this 1365-nucleotide messenger RNA. It is a transcript of the gene iba57, whose product is annotated as iron-sulfur cluster assembly factor IBA57. The record is from RefSeq and is a predicted model, not a curated record. NCBI's taxonomy places the organism in Eukaryota, Metazoa, Chordata, Actinopteri, Cypriniformes, Nemacheilidae. Bases 96 to 1178 code for a protein of 360 amino acids. The transcript has 3 exons. Gene Ontology annotation, cellular component: mitochondrial matrix. Gene Ontology annotation, molecular function: protein binding.
AAGGAAAAUGGAGGCAGAAAGGACAACUUAACGUCAACUCACCUCGUUUAGAGGUACUUUAAACUUUUAGGUUUCGUAUAGUGGCAAACAACACAAUGCACAAGCUGGCUUUGUUUGGCAGUGCUGCUCGAGCGGUAUGUGUUGGAUCGAGCGGACUUCAUGCGCACAAUUUACUUGGUUUUUGCCUCAUGAGACAUCAGACUCAGAGGAGAACAUACACUCAAGAUCAAGUCAAGAACAGCACAGGACACUUUAACUGUUACAGACUAGAGCACAGGACUCUCAUCAAUGUUUCUGGACACGACACGAAUUCUUUUCUUCAAGGAAUAAUCACUAACGAUACGGGUCUUCUGGAAGAGGAUGGGACCAAAGCUAUGUAUGCGCACAUGUUGAAUGUACAAGGCAGGACAUUGUAUGACAUAAUCAUUUACAGUUUAAAGGAAAAUCUGAGUGGAUUUAAAGGUGUUCUUCUGGAGUGUGACUGCUCUGUGCAGGAGUCCAUUAUUAAACAUCUGAAAAUGUACAGGAUACGUCGCAAGGUAAACAUCAGCGUGUGUACCAAUCUCUCACUGUGGGCUUUGUUACCUCAAAACAAAGAUGAUGUGCUGAAGAAAACCAAUCCAAAUGUGACAGCUCCAGAAAAAGGGUUUGUUUUGGAGAUAGACCCAAGAACUGAGUUUAUGGGAUGGAGACUGAUCACCAGUCAUGAGGUCAAUCCAGCGGAGAUCAUUUCUGCCUGUCACCAGGGUAACACAGAAGAAUACCACCAGCAUCGAUAUGAAAUUGGACUACCUGAAGGUGUCAAAGACCUUCCACCAGGCGAGGCCCUCCCUCUGGAGUCUAAUCUGGUCUAUAUGCAGGGAAUCAGCUUCAUAAAGGGCUGCUACAUUGGACAGGAAUUAACUGCCAGAACUCACCACACUGGUGUAAUACGGAAACGUCUAAUGCCUGUUACCAUGUCUGCACCGGUGGAAAACGUGGACCAGGGGGCUGUUCUAGAGACUGAAGGAGGCAAACCAGCUGGAAAGCACAGAGCAGGAAUUGGCCUGCUGGGCUUGAGCCUUGUACGCAUGGCUCAUGCCAAAGAGCAACUGAUACUUAAAUCUUCUGAUAAUACGACUGUGACAUCACAGGCUACGGUGCCUUACUGGUGGCCAAAAAACGCUAAAGAUAAAUGAUUUGGUGAUGGAAGGCCCAGUUUUAUUAGCACUUCUGUUACAUAUAUUGUUUUUAAAUGCCUGCCAGAGUACUGUCAUUGCACUGCUAAACAUAUUUAUUUAUACUUGAUGUAAAAGCUAGUUUAAUCUAAAUCAAAAUAAAGUUCAAUCCUUAUUUAUAGAUAUGCAAAUAAAAUUAUUUAAUCUA